Olea europaea var. sylvestris is the source of this 2345-nucleotide messenger RNA. RefSeq names its product paternally-expressed gene 3 protein-like. The coding region runs from base 1275 to 2345 and encodes 356 amino acids. The transcript is spliced from 4 exons. The record is from RefSeq and is a predicted model, not a curated record. Lineage: Eukaryota; Viridiplantae; Streptophyta; Magnoliopsida; Lamiales; Oleaceae.
UCAUCGGUAGUUUUAAACCUUUGUAAGCUUUUAAAAAUAAAAAUCCAACAAUAAAGAACUAAGAACAAAAAAAUGAAUAGUCAACUUAAAUCACCAGUUCGAAGAGGUCAAUUUUGCUUAGCCAAUUGAUUGAGUAUUGGUUUCAUAAGACUUGAGAUCUAUGGGAACGAUUGUUUCACUGACAAUUUUGUUUUAGUACUUUAAGUAUUAUUCAUUAUGUGGUUUAAAAAUUCACACCUGCAUAGAUAUAGCAUUUCAAGUACAAUAGAACAAUAGGCAAAAAAAAAAAAAAUAAAUAAAAUCAGAAAACCAAAAUUCUAGAUGCAAAUAAAAUAGUAUAUUCAAGAUCUAUUUUAAAAGACAGAGCACCAAGUUUUGGGAAAAUUGUAACUGAGGUACCAAACCUUUCGUUUAUUAGCAGACUUUGUCCAAACCUUUAGUUUGUGCCACCAGAUAUACCAAACUUUUAAAAAAUGUAUGGGGCCAGUCCAAAAUGACGGUUUCCGUCUGUUUGACCGCCAAAACCGUCAGUUGACCCCUUUAAUGAUAAUUUUAAGAAUUUUCCCCAAAUAAGUGAAGGGCAACAUGGUCAUUACACACAUUUCCCUCCUCAACAUCAAACACGUCAAUUGCAACUUUCUUCCACUCACCAUCCACUAUGGAACCUGCGAAAACCCACGAAGAAGACGAAACGGACUUCGAAGAAGACGAGCAUCCAGUGGAUAUUGUAGCCCACAUUCGAGGCUCUCUUCCCCAACCCGUGUAUGGGGAAAUUCAAAGUAUUUCAGCAUAUGGCUUCAUCAUGGUGGAAUUUUAUUGCAGAAGAUGAGAAAUUUUGUGUAUGAGCAUGGGAAAAUAAGUUAUAUAGACUAUAUCGACCCUGAUUUCUUCAAUAGAUUUCUUUUGGACAAUGCCGUGAAGAUGUUAGGAUAUUCUGAUAGAAUUAGAUAUCUGUACAAGAUAGAGAAGAAAAGAAUGAGUGAAGAUUCAUUUUGGUUGGUUAAAGACUCAGAUUUCAUGAUUUUAGUGAAGUGACUUGGUAUAAUAGGACAGUUGAACUGUAUUGCUUGCCUGUAGUUGAGGUUUUGGAGUUGCCUUGGGAUGAAACAGAACAGAAGGAUGUUCGAGUGUUUGAUUGUGAGACUGGUGAGGAGUUGGUGAAGGUUCAAAAGUCCGGUGAAGCAUUGAAUGAGCAGCAACCAUGCUAUGCAAUUGAGAUUUUUGAUGAAUCAGUAGAAGGGGAUGACGUGUAUGUAGUUGAUGAAGUGGAUGACAUGGAAGCAGAUGAAGAGGAAGUUUAUACAGUCCAUGGAACAGAGCAUGAGUAUACAGAGGUUGAUUUUAUAGGGGCUGAAGUAGACUCACAUGAAUCAGAAGUACAUGCUGCUGAACCAGAGAAACCUCAUGAUGCUAAACCACAGUUGAGGUUUGAACAUGAGUUGCAUGACGCUGAACCACAGCAGCAGGCUCAGCAGGAGCUGUAUGCUGCUGAACAAGAGGCGCAGGCUGCUGAACAUGAUGUCGAAGCAGAGGUGCAGCCUGCUGAAAUUGAUGUGCAUGCUUCUGGACCACAGCAGCAGGCUCAGCAGGAGCUGCAUGUUGUUGAACAAGAGGCGCAAGCUGCUGAACAUGAGUUGCAUGAUGCCGAACCAGAGGUGCAGGUUGCUGAAACUGAUGUGGAGUUUGGUGAAGGUCCUGAGCUGGAUGAUGAAUAUGAGGAGGGUAUUUUGGGAGGGGAAUUUACUGACUCGGAGUACGAGCAGGAAGAAAAUAUUGCUGUGGAGGAUAACGAUGAAAACACAUAUUUCAGGUUGAGUGAAGGUUUUGACAUUGGUGCAAGUGGUGAGCAGGAAGGUGUAAGGGAUGUGCAGGAAGGGGAGGCACCUGCUGGGGAAGCAUCUGGAACAGAAUACGAAAACUCCAGUGAGCUUAGAAUCUUACCCAGUGAUACCGAGGCUGAGGGAUCAUCUGCUAGAAGGAAGAAUGUGUGCUGGUUUAACCCUGCAACUGAUAUGGAAGAUCUACAGUUCAAGCUAGGGAUGAAAUUCGACAACAUCAAGAUUCUAAGGAAUGCAGUAGUUCAAUACUUAGUCAAAAAUUUCAGGCAACUGAGAUACGUGAAAAAUAUGAGGACACAGUUGAGAGUUCGGUGUCAAGAUAUUUGUCCUUGGGUUUUGUAUGCGUAUCAACAACCCGACAAGAGUCUUAGAAUUAACACAUUUGUAGAUGAGCACACAUGUACCAUGGUGUGGCAAAAUAGAAGGGUUAAUUCAGGUUUUCUGAGCGCGAACACUGUACCUGGUAAGGGGAAGCUGAUGGUGGAAUUGAUAUUGUCCUUCAUCUAG